AUGGACUCGCAUACCCUUUCAGAGGAUUCUUCGCCCUCACAUUAUACACCCAAUGCGGACGACCCUGGUCCUGUGCCGCCUCCCUCCGAGGUCAACGAGUUUCUGAGGAAGAAGCGCAAGGCUCGUGAGCACAAAGCGUGUUAUCCGUGUCGAUUGCGCAAAGUGAGAUGCGACCUUACACGCCCUUGUAAGACCUGCCGCGACCGAGAUCAUCCCGAGGCUUGCAGCUACCAUCCUCCCAAUAAGCGGCCCGCUGCAGAGAAUCCUCACGAUGGGCUAGUCCCGAGGUCUGUGGCGGAGACAAAAUCAUCCAGCGCCGUGACGUUGUCUAGGAGUGACUUUGACGUAUUGUGUCAGAAGCUGAGCAAUCUGGAGGAAUCAAUCACUGAUCUUCGGCGCGAGGUGCGAUCGAUACAAGAAGCGAAUGCUGCUGCUUCACUCGGCACGGAUCAGCGCCAAGCAAGAGAGCAGCCGCAUGACGAACGUACUGAUGCGCGGCGUCAAUCACACACUGAUCGCCAUGGUCUCCAUACCAAGAACGAAUCGGGUGAGAUUGUGCAUUUCGGUGGAGACUCGAUCCCAGCACUUUUAUUUGGUCUGGGCCAGGAAUCACCGGAAACCAAUGAUGUUCAGCAACCAAUACUACAGGAGUAUCUGGGCAAAAACGUUUUGCCUUUAUUCGGCCUGGAUAAUGAAUCUGCAACUUAUCCAUUCGUCGAUUUAUGGGGUCUUCCUCAUGGUUCCAUCGAGCGCGCAAAGAAGCUAGCAAACGUGCUGCCUCUAAAUUCGCAAAUGGAAAAAUUCUACGAAACUUAUCGGGAUGUCAGCCAUAUCAUCUACCCUGGAGUGGCAGACAUUGAACGUUUUGGCUUGGAGGUCACUCAAUUCGUCGCUGAUCGAGACAAACGUGCUUCCAAAGAUGAAGGCAUCGACGAGACCAUCAUCUACGGGAAGAGUUUCCAUUGGCUUGCUUUGCUGUUCGCCGUCAUGGCUGCUGGCGCACAAUCGGUCGAGAACAUGGGGCGGAGGGAGAGGCAGCUGACCUCCAGUGUAUACGUAUGCUGCAGUUUUGAGUGCCUACGUUUCACCAACUUCAUAGCUCAGCCCAGCGUUCACCACAUCCAGGCUCUUUCGCUCAUCGGAUUUGUGCUUUCCAACAACAUGAAUGCCGGCAUCGCCUGGUCGCUCUUGGGUUUGACUAUUCGUCUCGCCCAAGGACUUGGCUUACACCAGGUUUGCCCACCACGUAUCCCAGCAGAAGUGGUUCAUUUCCGAUCCAAAAUAUGGUGGGCGAUCAUCUGGCAGGAUAGUCUUCUCAGCACAAGCUAUGAUCGGAUCGGCAUGCUCGAUACAAGCACUCGCGACAUGCCACAGAAAUUCGGUGCGGUCGGUGCUUACCAUGGUGCCAUGUACCGCCUUAGCCAAAUUGCCACGACGAUCAUUCGCAAUCGCGCAGCGCCCGUAGAACCGCGGCUACAGAUUUCCCGAAUCCACGCCCAUCGAGAUUCGAUCGCCCAAAUCAUCGCGGAAGCUUCGCCACAUCUUCGCGACUCGAGACAGUGCUCGAGCAAGAGGGAGGCAAUCGAGCACUGGGGCCUCUACAUGCACUCGUCAUACGUCCUUUCCGAACUCUUCCGUCCAGCCAUCGGUCGCGCAGCAUCGAAUGCCGGGACGGAGAUCGCGCAGCUUUUCAGGCAACCCUGUGUCGAAAGUCUGAUCGACACGGUUGACGCCUACAUAGGUUUGAACGGCGUGACCUUCUAUGCUCAACAGUCGUGGGGUGCGAUCCAUCGUGGCCUCAGUUCUGCCCUCCUUCUCGGCAUCCUAGGCGAGCACAGGCGGCGCCAGCGCGUCAUGGAUAUGAUCGCACGCUUGGUGAAUCUCAUGAAUGAGAUCAUCUCGAGCAGAGACCGGAACGAAUUAUCUUCGCCCAUGGAGAGGGGAAUCCGGGCUUUGAAACGAUUCCUCGUCGAAGCGGAAUCGUCCUCAAAGCUCGACUCGACUCACUCCAGUCACUCGCAAAUGCAAGCCCAGGCGGCUGGCGCCUCUUCGUUGUUCUCACCACCUGAGACUUUAAGAAGGUCGGACAGUUUUUCCAUGUCUUCACCGGGUACAGAUUCUUCGCCUCAUUCAGUAUUGAACAUGAUUCUUUGGGGCGAAGGGGAUCUAUCUUAG
Molecule: messenger RNA, 2175 nt
Organism: Dissoconium aciculare CBS 342.82
Lineage: Eukaryota; Fungi; Ascomycota; Dothideomycetes; Mycosphaerellales; Dissoconiaceae
Exons: 5
Coding region: 1-2175 (724 amino acids)
Biological process (GO): DNA-templated transcription; regulation of DNA-templated transcription
Molecular function (GO): zinc ion binding; DNA-binding transcription factor activity, RNA polymerase II-specific; DNA binding
Source: RefSeq, a predicted model, not a curated record